AUAAGAAAGAGUAAGACUUUCCUCCUUUGAAGCAUUCAGAGCUUGAUCAACACUGUUUACAAUUUUUUUUUUUUUUUUUUUUUCUUUGGUGUAUCUCAUUUGAUCUGGCUCUUUCCUCAACUGGGUCAUUCUUAUUUUUACAUUUUGCCGCUUUGAGGAGGGGUUUGAGGUGAAAGUUUCUUAAUUUAUGCGAAUUUUAGUAAUUUUGCUUUAUGGGUCUUGGGUAGGAUUUGGGAUGGGUUUGGAUGGUAGUUGGGUUUGAGAAUUUAGGGCUUGAGAGAGAAUGGGAUUUGGUGGUGGGGAUGGUAAAGUGAAGUCUUGGGCUGUGUGCAAAUCGAAUGGGAGGAAGAAGAAGAAGAAAAGUAGGGAUGAGGAACAAGAUGAUGGAGCUGUGGAGGAAACUGGGUGUUGGCUCAAGCUGAGGUUUAUUAGCAGCUGCAUUUCUUCAAGAUCCAAAGUUGAUAGCUCUGUGAGUGGAACCAGUACCCAUUAUGAAAAUAAAUCUGGCAAUGCAAGUAGAGACCAACCAACAGCUCCAGUAGUCUCAUCUACAACAACUAGCAAUGCAGAAAGUAAUUCAUCCACUUCAAAGCUUGAAGAGGAACUCAAAGUUUCUUCUCGGUUGCGGAAAUUCACAUUUAAUGAUCUUAAGUUGGCAACAAGAAAUUUUAGACCUGAGAGUCUACUUGGUGAAGGCGGUUUUGGAUGUGUAUUCAAGGGAUGGAUCGAAGAAAAUGGAACUGCUCCAGUCAAACCAGGAACGGGGCUUACUGUUGCUGUUAAAACUCUCAACCACGAUGGUCUCCAGGGUCAUAAAGAGUGGCUGGCUGAAGUUAAUUUUCUUGGUGAUCUCAUCCAUCCUAACUUGGUUAAACUUAUUGGUUAUUGCAUUGAAGAUGAUCAAAGACUGCUAGUAUAUGAGUUUAUGCCCCGAGGAAGCUUGGAGAACCACCUUUUUCGAAGGUCUUUGCCUCUUCCAUGGUCUAUAAGAAUGAAAAUUGCACUAGGUGCUGCAAAGGGACUGGCAUUUCUUCAUGAAGAAGCAGAAAGGCCAGUGAUAUAUCGUGAUUUUAAGACCUCUAACAUCCUACUAGAUGCAGACUAUAAUGCCAAGCUCUCUGAUUUUGGUCUUGCUAAAGAUGGUCCUGAAGGAGAUAAAACCCAUGUAUCAACCCGUGUGAUGGGAACUUAUGGCUAUGCAGCCCCAGAAUAUGUAAUGACUGGACAUCUAACAUCAAGGAGUGAUGUUUACAGUUUUGGUGUGGUUCUACUUGAAAUGUUGACUGGUAGACGAUCCAUGGACAAAAACCGACCUAAUGGAGAACAUAACCUUGUAGAGUGGGCUCGGCCUCAUCUCGGGGAGAGAAGAAGAUUCUACAGAUUGAUAGAUCCUCGACUUGAAGGUCAUUUUUCAAUUAAAGGUGCUCAGAAAGCUGCACAGCUGGCUGCUCACUGCUUAAGCCGUGAUCCAAAAGCAAGACCCUUAAUGAGUGAAGUUGUCGAAGCCUUGAAGCCACUGCCAAACUUAAAGGACAUGGCAAGCUCAUCAUAUUUUUUCCAGACCAUGCAAGCAGAACGUGUAGGCUCUAGCCCAAAUUCCAGAAAUGGCAUCCGGACUCAGGCUGCUUCUUUGUCAAGGAAUGGGCAGAGGAGCCUUUCAAUUCCAAACGGUUCUCAGCCUUCUCCAUAUCAUCAGCAGUUCCUCCGCCAAUCCCCAAAACCCAACGGGAAACCUUAUAAUUGAUCCUAUUUUUAAUGGUCUAUUUCUUUUCUUCCCUUCUCGGUACGAAUGUAUUCUGUGAGAGCAUUGUUCUUCGACAAGUGGGGAAAUGCAACAGCGAAAAAAUGCUUGCCUUAUUCUGUAUUUAGGAUUACAGCCUCCAAACAGGUUAGAGUCGGGCAGGUGGAGAUCAUGGAGGAAAAUGUCAAACAUGUCUCUAAUGUCUAAUCUAUUUGGAAAUAUCAAAGAUCAUCAUCUUCUGCCCUCUUCAUUUAAAUUUAAUGA
Messenger RNA from Rubroshorea leprosula, 2005 nucleotides. NCBI's taxonomy places the organism in Eukaryota, Viridiplantae, Streptophyta, Magnoliopsida, Malvales, Dipterocarpaceae. The record is from the annotation of a GenBank genome assembly.